GCCAUCCUCUGGGAUAAUGUCAUAUCCGUGCUGCAGACUGGGCCGGCUGUGUUGGAUUUGACAACGCAAAAGCUUGUCAGCCAAUUGAAGAGAGGGAUAGUGUUCUUACAGUGAAAAGUAUAGUAUUCUGUCAUGUUAGUGUGUUCGUCACCCCUGGACCACAUGGCAUCUCAAGUUUGCAAUCCUGAGGACAAAAAGUUGUGAGCGAACAUGCUGGACUAAACUUCAGUGGAGAGGAAGCUGGACUUGAGACAAUUUUGAUAGACUUCUGCUGAGUCACUCUUUCUGCUGAAAUUGACUCUUGUAUAGAAUGGUUCUGUUUGCUGAGCUCACAGUGAAAAAGAACCUUCUAGAAUAGAACAAAGAGGGGAAAAACAUACCAACAGGGUUCUACAGUGACCCCUAGUGGUGUCCCAGAACACUGCAUUGAUUUGGCCUUAAAGAUAGCUCAUCUGUACCCAUUGUAGUGGGUAGAAGCUAGGUUAAAAUGGAAGUUGCUGUGGCAGAAGAGAAGAAGAAGAUAUUCCGAGCCAGGAAAACCAUGAAGAUAAGCGACCGCCAGCAACUGGAGUCUCUCCACAGCACAUUGUCGUCCCCCGUCCCGCCCCUGUCCAAUUCCAAUUCCAGCUCUCCCCCUCCCCGUAGCCCACUGACGAACGGUACGCACACAGAGGAUGCACAGAAGGGGGCAGACAGAGAGCAAAACGACGUUACGGUGACAUCUCGUUCCACAACCCCAGUCUCCCCUACCUCCCUGACCUCUCGAUCCCCUCCCCUUGCUCUGUCUCUAUCGUUGUCUCCCUCCCCACCAACCUCCCAAAGCCCCAAAGCCAAGGAAGAUGCCACUCCCUCCCCCUCAUCGCCAUUCCACAACCUAAACGACGUACUGAAAAAGAUGGAGGAAGAGGGAAAGAAAAGCGAGUGUUCCACGUCCCCUUCCAAUAAAGACAAGGAAGGAAAGGAUACAGAGAUGGAGGUGGCAAAGACGGACGAGAAAGAAGAGAAAGCACCUGAGACCGAGAAAGAGGAGGCCUGCACUACAACUGGAAAGAGCCAUGAGGACCAAGCCCCUAUGGAUCAGUAUCCUCUGGACUCUCCAUUCUCUCCCGUCUCACUCGCCAUGUCUGACAAAGAGUCUGGGAAGGAAAAGAUGACAGAGCAGAAAGAAGACACCGUGGCCAUGGAAACGGAUACGGACAAGGACCAUACAGAGACCAAGGCCUCUGAGGCCUCCACUUCCACGGAAGAGAAACCUUCCUCCCCCAAGGCCGCUACCAUGGCCCCCCCUGUUCCCACCCCCUCCCCCUCUGCUGCCCCUGAGCCGGAUCAGGACAUCAAAGAAGAGUUGGUGAAGAAGGGAGAGAAGAAGAAAGACGAUAGUCAGAAAGAGAAGGAAGGAGUAACGAAGGAGGAAAAGAUGGAGGUAGUUUCUGUGAAAAAGGAGAUGAAAAAGGAGAAACAGAAUGUUGCCGGGUGUUCUACCUCAUCUCUUGCCUCCUCCACCUCUACAUCCACAAGUGACAAAGGGGUGAAGGUGAAGGAGGAAAAGAGCUCCUCUUCUGGACAGAAGCGUCCCUUGUUGGAAGGUGACGAGAAAGAUGGAGGGAAGGUUGAAAGAGAUGGGAAGAGGCAGAAGGUGCAGGGCGUGGAGUUGGAAGCUCAGCUCGAGUUGAAAAUCACCGCGAAAGGUGGCAGUCGCCUAAAACUUGAAAAGGUUCUGCAGAAAAUGGUUGAGGAGCGGUUGAGGGCGCUGCAGCUCACCGUCUUCGACCAAGGUUUACAGGAGCUAAAAGACCGGGUAGAAAAGAUUGAUUGUGCCACAAAACACCAGAGCACCCUUAACACACUACAGGCCAAGAUUGCUAGAUUAGCAAAGAAAUUCGGAGAAGCCAACCAGGCCUCGGAGAACAAAAGAAAACAGGAGGCACUAACGUCCCCUGUUGCCAAGGCUGCACCUGCUACAAACACCAUUCCGACACAACGGGCAGUAGCAGCUGUCGUAAAGCAGCCCAUGACUAGCCCAGUCUCUACCAACCUUACAGUUACUCCGGUGAAGCAGCCCAAACCUGUCCCCACUACCACUACGGCCACUGCCAUGGUAACACAGGGCUCCAUCCUGCAGCUGAUCCCCACCUCCUCUAGCUCCGCCUCCCUGUGCACCGUCACCUCCCAGAGCGGCCCCACCGGCACCCUGCUCCUCAAGACCACCUCUGGCUCCAACGUGGUGGGCCAGAAUGGCCAGCCGCUCCUCAUCCAGCUGCCUCUCUCUGCCAUGGCCAACGGCGGGGCCGGAACCCUGGUCAACAUCCCUGUGUCCUCCUUCGCCGCAGUCAACUCGCUCAACAAGGCCAAGACCACUACUCCCACCACUACCUAUAUCCUCAAGGCCGGCCCCACCACCUCCACCAUGGCCGGCCCCACCACCUCCACCAUGGCCUUGCAGCCCAUCUCCACUACCCAGCUCUCCCCAGCCAUGUCCCCAGCCCAGAUGACCCUGGCUCGGGCUGUGUACCAGGGGGGCACUGGGGGAAUCAGUACGCCCAGUGCUGGGAUGUCAGUGACCACAGCCAGGGCGCCGGUUCAGGCGUCCUCUGGUCCAGCCGCUACGGGCUCGGCAGCUCCAGGACCUCCUUCGGGGACGGCUAUGACGUCAAAGACAGAUAACCAAGCAACAAGCUCUAAUCCAACCAAAACGGGGGCUCGACCCAAAGGCUCCUUCAUAGACCUCACUGAGGAGGAGGAGGAGGAGGAGGAUGAUGAUGUGCUAGUGACUGGUGUGAGAAAGGCCAUUACGACUGCGGUAUCGUCAUCUUCAGUUACCCAGCGAUCUACUGGACCUCCUCCGCUGAUCAGCACUCCUAGUGGCACAACAUCAAGAGCAUCUCCUCAACAGUCAGUUGGCGGUCCUCAUCUGACAGUUCACUACCGCCCCCCUCUGGACUCCCCAUCCAAAGCACGCAUGGGAAACAAUACCACUCCAACCAAGCCCCCCCCUGUCACCCUGCCCCCGUUACCCUUGGCUCCCCUGCCUCCCGGCCGGCUACCCAUGGAGGCCAACCAGACCACGCCCCCCCAGCAGCCCCAGCUGAAGUUGGCCAGGGUACAAAACCAGAAUGGCAUCGUCCUGUCCUGGUGCGUGGCAGAGACUGACCUGACCUGUGCAGGGGUGGAAAGCUACCACCUGUACGCAUACCACCAGGACAACGCUGGGUCGGUCGGUAAUGGCCCUGGAGCGGGGCAGCACUGGAAGAAGAUUGGGGAGGUGAAGGCACUGCCACUGCCCAUGGCCUGUACCCUCACCCAAUUCGUCUCUGGAUCUACGUAUUACUUUGCUGUCCGGGCCCGGGAUGUGUACGGGCGCUUCGGGACUUUCUGUGAGCCGCAGUGCACUGACGUCAUCAGCGCGACGACUCCUAGCUGAGCCAACCAGGAAUGGAAAAGGCAUUUCAUGUGACAGGAAGUUGAUAGCAUUCCACCUGCUUAUUUUUUAAGGUGUUCUGGAGGACCCUGAAUGAGAUUGCUUUAGUGUUAACACUUGUGCACGUACACAAACACACACCAUGAGAAAACACCUAAAUGUACACUGUUGGACUCCAGACUACUCUGAUUGGAGAAAGGAUAUGGCAACGGUUAUCGUUGUGCCUAUCGUUGUAUAUUCUUUGUGAGUUAAGCUAUUGUACAUAAGUGAAUUGUUCCCCAUGGCAGGUCAGAUAUUUAUAUGUUGACUUCUGUUACCCAUGUCCAGAUGUUUUUAUUAUAAUUUUUUUUUUUUGGCUUUAUAAAAAUCUAAGUGAAAGAAAAUACAUUUUAACGUUCACAGAAAUUGCACAGGAAUGCAAAAUCGGUGUUAGAACUUAAAUGAUGUUAGAACGAUGAUAGUUAUUUUGUAUGUAUUGUCUGGUAACCAGACUUAAUAGGAAUGACAAAUUCAAUAAAACGUUUUAUUGGAAAGUUUA
Salvelinus namaycush (lake trout) is the source of this 3956-nucleotide messenger RNA. Its product is annotated as activating transcription factor 7 interacting protein. Gene Ontology annotation, cellular component: transcription regulator complex; nucleus. Gene Ontology annotation, biological process: regulation of DNA-templated transcription. The transcript has 13 exons. The record is from RefSeq and is a predicted model, not a curated record. Bases 488 to 3421 code for a protein of 977 amino acids. NCBI's taxonomy places the organism in Eukaryota, Metazoa, Chordata, Actinopteri, Salmoniformes, Salmonidae. Gene Ontology annotation, molecular function: transcription coregulator activity; protein binding.